AUGGCGGACGACGAAGGAAGAGUGCUACCCACGACGCCCGAAAACAUAGCAAUGCUACAAGCAGAAGUCGCAGCUAAGAGACAGCGGAGAGCAGAUCGGGCUGCGAGACGACUAGCAAGGGCUCAAAGUAGGCCGCUGGAGUCACAGGCUACGGGAGUGCCUGUCAAUGGAGAAGCCGACGCAAACUAUGUUGCGUCUUUACAGAAUACAUCCCAAGCACCAAGCGGCCUGGCUAUUGAUCCCAGCCACGACAAUACGCGCCAACGCAUUCGGCGCGGUCCAGUCGCUAUACUACCCAACGCGUUAGGAGAAGGUCUUUACGAUGAGAGGAGGUUCACCAGUCCAUACAGAUUCACGGAAUCUACAUCUUUUACUGGAGACGAUGUCGCAGAGACUGUCGCUACAGGUUCUGCAGACCAAGAACAUCAGAACCUCGAAACGUGGCGCUCUAUGCCUUCAUUGCCGUUCAAGGAUGAAGCAGGAUCUACAGACAGUGCCGCAAAAGACGACUCCGAGAUGGAAAGCGAUGGAGAACACUUGACGACCGAAAUUCAACGUGUUUUCAUGACUCUCAGGGCUUGGACUAGUUGCCUUGCAAUUAGGGACACCCUCUCGAACCUCUCAGAGUCAAUCUUCUGGAUGUGGACCCAAAUUAUCUUGUGGAUCCUUGCAUCUCUCCCUUACAUUUCUCGACGCGUUCUCAACAAAACUACACUCCUUGGGAUAUUGGCUGUUCUUGUUGGUCUUGUCGGCCUAGCGGUUUACGGAUGGGUCGCUUCUGUCCAUGCAAGUGUUCACGGAUGGGCCGGUUCUGUUCUGCACAUAGGUCCAUGUUCAAUCUGCAAGGCAUCCAGGGGAAACUUCUUUCGAACAGCCUGCUACCCAAAAGACAUCACCGCUGAUGUCAUGAACACGUUCAACGAAACUUACGCCAAUUUCGAUACAGCUAUGGCUACCAGAAAUCUUAUUUCCACCGCUCCAAUAGACCUUCGCAGCAGCCGCAGCUCCCUUCACCGUGACCUCUUGCGUCUCCGAGCCCUCAAUGCUACUCUUUAUAUUCCUAGUGCCAACUUCGCUUCUAUCGAUAGCCAAACCGUCAAUGUGCUCGAACUGAGCAAAGCAAUACCGGACGUACUGUUCCGCUGUCUCUCAAGACUUGCAUCGACAGUGGCAGUAGUGGACUACCAGACCAAUGUUACGAUAGCGGAAAUUGCAGCCUUCCGAGCAGGGAAGACGUCUCCGUACAUCUCUAUCCCUGGAAAACGGCCUCGCCGAGUAAAUGCUCAACAUGCUCUGUCUAUCAGAUUUGAAGGGCACGUUCUCUCCUGGCAAAAAUUCAUGGAGCCUCUUUUAGCCGUUGAUAAGGCCCUUCUCGAUACAAUCGGGCAAGUAUAG
Letharia lupina is the source of this 1395-nucleotide messenger RNA. RefSeq lists its product as uncharacterized. Bases 1 to 1395 code for a protein of 464 amino acids. The record is from RefSeq and is a predicted model, not a curated record. Lineage: Eukaryota; Fungi; Ascomycota; Lecanoromycetes; Lecanorales; Parmeliaceae. The transcript has 3 exons.